GACGUUCAUUAUUGUAUUUUCGGCUUCAAGUUAGAAGGUCAAUAAUUAUGGGUGCUAAACUAACAAAAUUCAAUUGUUUUAAGGGUUGCGGAAAGGGAAACAGCAAAACAAGAGCAUCGAAUACCUCUGUUUCUGAUCAACAGUCACAACAGAAAGCUAGAUCAUCAGCCGAUAUCAUCAAUGAACUCAAAACUAUUGGCAUAAUUUCAAAGAAGGCAGGAGGUGUGAAAUUCUCAGUCGAGAUACCAGACGAAAAACCACGAAAGAAAAAACCAAGACGCCUUCCUGCUAUAAGCUGCCCAGAAAGACAAAAAAUCCAAAAAGAUACAACACUUAUACAAGGAAGUCAAUACGACCGAGAGGAAAAAGAUCUCAUGACUGAAAUCAGAAGAAUUGGUGCUAUCGCGGAAAAAGUUAUCAUUGCUAGAAAAAGUGAAGAAAAAAGACAAAAUGUCAUAGCAAGAAGGGAAGAAAUUAUAAAAAGGAAAAUAAAGAAGACGGAAGACAAAUUAAAAAGAGAUGCAGAACGGUUAAUCGAAAGAGAAAGAACGAAGAAAGAGAACCAUGUUGUGGGAGAAGUUCUUCCAGUUGUGUCAGUUUAA
This is a messenger RNA of Mytilus trossulus (common blue mussel), 602 nucleotides long. RefSeq lists its product as uncharacterized. The record is from RefSeq and is a predicted model, not a curated record. Lineage: Eukaryota; Metazoa; Mollusca; Bivalvia; Mytilida; Mytilidae. The transcript has 3 exons. Bases 48 to 602 code for a protein of 184 amino acids.